Messenger RNA from Salarias fasciatus (jewelled blenny), 931 nucleotides. RefSeq names its product cytochrome c oxidase assembly factor COX16 (gene cox16). Gene Ontology annotation, cellular component: mitochondrial inner membrane. The transcript is spliced from 4 exons. The record is from RefSeq and is a predicted model, not a curated record. Bases 127 to 447 code for a protein of 106 amino acids. NCBI's taxonomy places the organism in Eukaryota, Metazoa, Chordata, Actinopteri, Blenniiformes, Blenniidae. Gene Ontology annotation, biological process: mitochondrial respiratory chain complex IV assembly.
UAACCGGACAGUUUAUCGCGUCGGACCCGAAGAGGAGAUACGUCCUGCUGUGACCGGACUGCUUCACAGAGUCACAUUUUUUAGUUUCUUCCGAAUAAGAUGGAUUUAUAGCUGAAGAAAAGAGACAUGUUCACGUUAAAGACGCUGCACAGAAACAAAACGGUCAAAUAUGGAGUUCCUAUGCUCUUGUUGGUAGUUGGAGGUUCCUUCGGUUUGCGAGAGUUCACACAGAUUCGAUAUGAUGCCCAGAAGCUCAGAAAAAAGCUGGACCCGUCGCUGGAGGCUAAAGUGGACCUCCAGAAGCAGUCGGUCAUGUUGGAGGAGGAGUACGAGAAGCUAAAGGAGGUCAAUCUGGACGAAUGGAGGAACAUUCGAGGACCUCGACCCUGGGAGGACUCCAAGGAAUAUCAGGACGAGCAGCGUCGCAAACUGGACAAGACAGACUGAGACUGGGGGGUUCUCGGUUAAAAAAAGCCCCCCGGGUGGUGGGGGGGGGGCAAUAAGAGAGACCUAAUCUCUGCACUUGUGCAUCAUAAGUAAAGAAGAUUUUAUUCUAAUUCCUGACACAGCGAGAUGAGUCUGUCAUCUUUAAAGCACCACUAGGGGGCAGAUCUGAGCUCUGCCUCCACCUCGGAAAGCCAAGGAAGAAAUGUACAUUAUAUAUCGUUGUGUGAUUGUCUGAAUAAAUUAUUACUGUAGAUUCCAAAUGUUCCCUUUCAUUUUGGUUUUGGAUAUGUCGAGUGUGUGUGUUGGUGAGUGUUUAUGCCGCCGCCGCAUUGAUUUAGCAGCCGGAAGAAUAAAUAAGAGUCCAACCUUUCCUGGGGCCUCACGGCUCUCGACAGUAAUCUGUUUCUCUGACAGUUAUUACUUUGCAUCGCUGUGGAUUUAUUAUAUUUCUGAUGGGAACAGUGUUACACGGUGAGGUUUUCAC